UUAAUUUGCUAGAGCAGCUCACAGAACUCAGAAAAACGUUUCGCUUACUAGAACACUGGUUUAUUACAGAAUGUAACUCAGGAACAGCCAGAUGGAAGCACAGGCACAGGGCAAGGUGUGGGGAGAGGGCACGGAGCUUCCAUGCCCUAUCCAGAAAAUGUUCCUCUCCCCAAUCUCCACGUGUUCACCAACCCCGCAGGGUAACUAUAGAUUGAGACUAGGCUGGGACCGGGUGGCCUGACCCCUACUUCAAGGUCACUCCCUCCAGUCCCAUUUCCACCUGGCGCUCUGGCCACACAGAAAUCCCCCCAGAUUACCCCCAGCCCUCUCCUCCCUCUUAGCCCUGACAUGGGCUCUCCCCUCUGCCUGUGAUGACUUCCCAAUGCAGUUCUUCACUUGACCAAACCCUGCUCUUGUACGAAGACUCAGCCCCGGUGUCACCUCCCACUAAGGGACAGAUGCUUCCUCGGUGCUCUCACCAUUGUAGCCCACUUCAUGUCACUCUGCGGUUACCUUCCCAGUCUGCCUCCUCACCACAGUGUAAGCUUGGCCAGGGCUGGAAGAGGCUGUUUGCCCUUGGAGUCCCCGGUGUUGGUUGAGCCUGUGGUCCUGCCUGUAGGAAGCCAUAGGUGUUGGGAAAACACCUGCAGGCAGGCAGGGAAUUGCUUCAAGAUGGUGAAUGAACACGGCUUCAGUUCUUGAACCACACAAGGAGAGGAAAGCGUGGAGCAGAGAGACUGAUGUCCACUGAGCAGCAAAAACAGUGAGAAACUCCUGGGAAGAUUGAAGGGGAUUGUGAGCUGGGUGGUGGAGGGGUGGACAGGGUUGGCAGCUGGAGCGGGCUAGAAAGAGGAUAGCCACGGAGUCUGUAAAAAGAGAGUUUGGCCCCUCCUGGGGGCAGCCCCACAGAACUGAAAACAUACAAUGUUUUCGUACAUACAACAUACAACUGAAAACAUACAAUUCAAGCAACAUUAUUUUUAACAGCCAAAAAGGUGGAAACCCAAAUGUCCAUCAGCUGGUGAAUGGAGAAACAAAUUGUCAUCUAUCCAUAGAGUGGAAUAUUAUUCAGCCACGAAAAGGAAUGGAAUAUGGACUUUGGAUGAUUAUCAUUGUGUUCAUCAAUGGUAACCUGUACAUUUUGGGGAUGUUGACAGUGGGGGAGGUUAUGCAUGAUGGGGGCAGAGGGUGUAUGGGAAAUCCCUGUACCUUCUACUCAGUUUUGCUGUGAACCUAAAAGUUGUGGUGAAAAUAACUAUGUCAUGGGCCAGCAAACGUUUCCUGUAAAGGUGCAGGUAGUAACUUAGAUCAGACCUGGGAGCAAUGAAGGUGAGUGGACUCCAAAUCCCAUCAGGCCAUGGGGUCAUGACUUCAUGAGCUGCAGUGACACAGAGUCCAAGUGCUCAUGGGAGUUGUAGUUUAAGGGGGCAUGUCUAUUUGGGGACAACAGAUAAUGAGGGACGAAGAGGUAUUUUGAUUUAGGGGAAGGAAGGGAUAAGCUAUUUCUCAGAGAACUGGCCUGACUGGUGAGGAGUGGGGAGUUGGAAAGCCCCCCUGGAUGGAGCCUACUGAUUCCUCUUGUCCCCUCCACCCAGCCCUGGACCCCGUCACCAUCACCUCCUGUAUCAGCACCUCAGGGAGGGGGGGGCACGGAGUCACCCUCACCUAGUCCUGCCCCCUGGGAGGCUAUGAGGCCUUUGAGUUGGAGGUGGGCGGGCCGGGACUCCAGGACAGCUCCUCUUGUGGGAGAGACGUGUGGGUGUCGGGACUUAGGCCGGCUCAGUCCUACUCAGCCACCAUCACGACCGUCUGGGAUGGAAUGAGGGCCCAGUCUGCCUCCGUGACCUGCCACACCGAGAGCACAGGGGCCAUCGUGGGAGCCAUAGUCAGUCCCCUUCUGUUUCUCAUCCUGGUGGGCCUGCUGGUUUUCUUCCUGAAGAGGAGGCAUAAGAAGAGUGAGAAGAAACCAGCACCCAGGGAUCUGGUGUUCAGCUUCCCAGGGGACGUCCUGGCUGAAGACUUGGCUAACCACGUCAGGAAACACGAGGACAGCGGCUGUGGCUUUGCUGAGGAGUACCAGCCGGCCCUGGAGGACCACAGCCAGUCCCAGACGGUGGCCUCAGCUCCGGAGAACAGCGCCAAGAACCGUUACAGAAACGUGCUGCCCUAUGACUGGUCCCAUGUGCCCCUGACGCCCCUCCCUGGGGAGCCGGGCUCUGAGUACAUCAACGCCAGCUGCAUCCCUGGUCUCUGGAGCCUCCGGGAGUUCAUUGCAGUACAGGGCCCCCUUCCCCACACUGUAGGCGACUUCUGGCGCCUGGUGUAGGGGCAGCGGAGCCCCACACUGCUCAUACUGACCAACUGCGUGGAGUCUGCCCAGGUGAAGUGUGAGCAUUACUGGCCUCUAGACGCCCAGCCCUGCACCCAUGUGACCCUGGUGGGUGAGGAGGUGAUGGAGAACUGGACAGUACGAAACCUGAAGCUCUGGCAUAUGCAAGAGCAGAAGACUUUAUCUGUGCGUCAGUUCCACUAUGUAACCUGGCCAGACCAUGGCGUCCCCCACUCCCCAGACCCCUUGCUGGCCUUCUGGAAGAUGCUCCGGCAGUGGCUGGACCAGACCGUGGGGGGAGGCCCCCCCAUUGUACACUGCCCCGCUGGCGUGGGCCACUCGGGCACCCUCAUUGCCCCGGAUGUCCUGCUGCGGCAGCUGGAGAGUAAGGGUCUCAUGGGGCCCUUCAGCUACAUGAUGGAGAUGUGAGAAAGCCGGCCACAUAUGGUGCAGACUGAGGCCCAGUAUGUGUUCCUGUACCAGUGCAUCCUUAGGUUUCUGCAACAGUCAUCCCCAGUGCCCGCUGAGAAGGGGCCCACCUAUGAGAACCUGCUUUUCGAGAAUGUAGCUCCUACAGAGGCCUAAGCUGCAGGAGGGCUGAGACCCCAGCCCAUCUAGACUCAAAUUCUGCAUCCCUACUUCACCCCAGAUACCUGGACCCCUGGGACAGCAGAGGGCUGGGGUUCCACACUCCUGGGCCCUGCAGGAAGAGGGGGCUGGCAGCCUAAAUUCCUGCUUUCCAGAGGGGGAGAGAGGUCAGGUGGGAGCCCAGAUCCUGGAUUUCCAGUUCCUUGAAGAAGGAGAGGGAUGGGAUCUAGGAUUUCCUUGUUGCUUUUUGAGGGAGGAAGAGGCUGCAGGGUCUCAAGGAAACAAGCUGAUUUCUGAGGAAGAAAGGAAGUAACGAGGGUCCAGAAUUGUGGCCACCCAAGGCGCAAGGGCAGGCCAGGCAGGAUCCUGCCCGUAUUUUACUCCAGAAACUGAAUCAUCAACCUUCGAGGAUCUGAGGUUUCCCUGCACCCCACUGCCUGUACAUAUUUUUUCUUUUAUCCCAUAAUUUAUUAAAUCACUAUGCUCCCCAGA
Messenger RNA from Delphinapterus leucas (beluga whale), 3409 nucleotides. RefSeq names its product protein tyrosine phosphatase receptor type H (gene PTPRH). Gene Ontology annotation, biological process: peptidyl-tyrosine dephosphorylation involved in inactivation of protein kinase activity. Lineage: Eukaryota; Metazoa; Chordata; Mammalia; Artiodactyla; Monodontidae. Gene Ontology annotation, molecular function: protein tyrosine phosphatase activity. Gene Ontology annotation, cellular component: signaling receptor complex. The record is from RefSeq and is a predicted model, not a curated record.